AUAUAUAUAUAUAAUUAAAUAUUUAUGCAUUUAUACAAAAUAAAUUUAGAUAUAGUUUAAAGGCAUUGCAACAAAUAUCAUGAUGAAAAAUAAUUGAUUUGGCAUGAAAAUAUCACAAUGCAAAUAGCUAUGUAAAACUCAAUUACAUAACUAUAUUUAAGUUUAAACGUAUUUUUGAGGUAAAUUUUUAUUUGAGUAAAAUAAGUUACCAAGAAAAAGCAUAAUGCAUGGCCUCUGUAUGUUUUCAUUAUUUUUGCAGUUGUUUCUGGUGACACACUGCAGCUUUAAGACAGACACACAAUUUGAACAAAUACUCGCAUUCAGAGAGCUACAUUUCCACACAAACACUGUACGUGUUGACAGGCUUUUGUAUCUAUCCAGUGAGAUCUUAACACACACACACACACACACACACACACAGGUGCAGGGUGAGCGUUGUAGGGAUUUGCUUACAGACAUUCUCAUCAUUGCCAGAGUUAAGCUAUCAUGUAUUUGAAUGCAGGGACUGUUCCUUAAGGCCUUCUUACACGCACACACACACACACACACACACACACACACACACUGCUCAACUUGAAUGACUGAUUUCAAUUUGAUGUUACGCUGGCACACGCAGACACUGUUUGAUGCUUCGAUAGCAGAUUUAUUGAUUUCAUUAGAGCACAAGAUCAUUUGGAGCUGGUAGAUGCGUUAAACUCGCCAAAAAAAAAAAACACAUCUAAGUUUCAUUUCACUCCAGAAUUAAAAUCGUGAUUGAUGACUGAGCACAUUUACUCACACAUUCUCAUUAUUGUAAUGUUGAAAGUUUUUAAUUUCUCAUUACUGUAACAGUAAUAUUUACUAUAUUACCGCAAUGCAAUUAGCUUUUGAUUUAAAUAAACUAGUAUCAUGACAGAUAAACACUUUACAUUUUAAAUAACAUAAUUUUUCUGCAUGAAAGUAAUGAGAAUUUGGAGAAAAAAAUGUUUAAAGUUUGGAAGGUCCUAAAAAUGAGCUAUUUUCAUUGCUACUUUGGGAUUCCGGAGUGAAAUUGCUUCCCUGUGUUUUGGGAGGUUCACGCAGGUGGUGUUUUGGCUUUUCUGUCGCUCCGUUCCUUAUCCAGCGCUGCGUUCCUGUGGAUUUGUGUAUCUUAAACGCAUCUGCUCUCUCAUUCAGACCUUCCACUGUUCCCUUCUUGAUCUGUUUGUCAGGUUUGCUGUUACAUUUAUAUGAUUCGUACGUUGUUUUUUUGCUAAGGCAUAUACAAGUUAUCUUCAAAGACUCUCAAGUGAUCGGACGGACGGACGUCUGUAAUGUGUGUAUGUGUGCACUUUACUGUUUUGGUCUGUGUUUGUGAGUUUGUGUGCAGCUGUACAUUGUUAAUUGUGCACUAUACACUGCUGGUUGUGUUUUACAAAAGUUGGCAUUAGCGGGUUUCUGCGAUUGGCGUUUCUCUUGUGUUUUUUAAGCGUACUCAUGUAGCCUUUUGUAUCGGCUGAAUUGCAAUAAUGAUUCUACAAGCAUUUUUAAGACACGAACGUGUGACGGCGUUUCUGCCAAACUUAUCCGCCUGUCCAGAGUUUACAAACAGCUGAAAGACGUAUGUGUUUUUAUGUGUCUGUACUGUUGUUUUUGUUUUAAAUUAAGACUUUAACACUCCUUUCAGUGUUUCGUUUUUUUUGAGAUUUUACAGAGAAAAAGAAGUGAAGAGUUUAUUUAAAUAAAAGUGACAUGCAGCUGUUAAAACACUGAAGUAUCAGACCUUUUUUUUUUUUUUUUUUUUUUUGGUGUGGUUUCUGGGCUCUUUUUAUCAUACAUGUUACUAACCAUAAACAGAUUUUGUCUCUUAGCUGUAAACUUGUCAGUGCAUUUUCCGGUUUUCUUUCAAUAAUUGAGUGUUUUACUCACUUAUGUAUAAUGGAUAAUUAUAUAGAUUAGUGGUCGUACUCAUACAUUUUAUUUGAAAUGUCUUGUUACCUUUUGAUUGUGGAUGUUUUGAUUUGUAAUUCCAGAUGAUCUUUGAUUUUUCAUUCUAUUUCAAGUAAUGUUUAUCAUUAAUCUCUUAAAUAAGUGCAUUAGAUGCUACUGAAUGCACAUUGAAAGAUUUGUAUUUUUCCAUAAACUGUACAAGUUAAGUCUGUAUUAUUAUUAUUAUGAUGGAUCGUUCUCUCAGCUCAGCUGCCUACCUUUCAUUAUGAGAGGGAAGUUAACAGGUUUUCAUUCAUGUUAAUUUAAUCAAAGUCUUCUUAAUUUUUAAUUAUGUGAAUGUUUUGCUUUGUGUGAUUAUAGAUGCUGUUUAUCUUUAGUAACGCAUGUAGUAAAGAUCAUUUAAUCAAAAAAAUUACAUUAGAUACUAGUUGUUAAUUGUACAUAAGUUAUAAAUGUCAUGUUUGGUGUAUAUCUUUCCACAUACAGUAUAAGUCAGAGUUUGGGCACAAGUAUUCAAGGUUGUUGACGUUUUGUAUAAUAGAAAAUUGUUAAACAAGCCUGGAACUUAUGCAAUAAUCAAAGCAUGCGACACAAAUGAAAACUACGCUUUUAUUUGAUCUCUCUCUAUAGUACAAUGUUUCAAAGCAGUUUAAAACAUGAACCAGAUAAAAUAUGUUGUUCGUAUGAAUCGUUUCACGUUAAUAAAUAAGCGGUAAAGUUGCUGGAAAAUACGUUCCCUUCACAACUGAACUAGCAUAUUGCGGUUACAUUGAGGGAUUAUAAAAAUAGUUUCUGUUUCAGUUUGUUUUGUCAUGCUUAAACACCAUGAGGAGGAUAGAGCUAAAAAAAGAUGCUUUUACUUCACUGUCUUGUAAAACUUAAAAAUGCAAGUUCCGUUUUCUAUAUAUUGAAGACAUUCUUAAAUCGUUCAGCCAAAGGUGUGUCCAAACUGCUACCGUGUUUAUAUUUGCAGUACCAGCUAAUCUAUUCAGCGUUAUCUGUUGUGUGCUAAUGACUUAUUAAUGCGUGUGAUUGUGAAGCGUCGCCUGGCGGACUCGCGCCGCGCGCUCGGUGACGUCACCGGGAGUGAACGCUCGCUCGCGGACGCAACGCAUCGCGGAGCAAAGCAUCAUGCGGGGUUUCACGUCCUGAGAGCUGCAGAUGAGCUGGGUCCACUGAGAAACAUGGCUCUGCUGUGGAGGAGGGGCGUGUCAUUAUCGGAGCGUUCAGGGAAUGAUUCUUUGGUUGGCAUGGCGCCAGGGCCCGGGGUCGUUACGGUGGCCCCUGUGGGUCACAACAGGUCGUGGGAGACGCCGGUGGUCACCCCGGAGACGCCCAUCUUCCUCAUGACCCCCGCCGCUCAGACCAUCUCUGGGAUCUUCACCUGGACGGCUCUGCUGCUCACCUGCCAACAGAUCUACAUGCACUUGCGCUACUAUAACACUCCUAACGAGCAGCGGCACAUCGUUCGCAUCCUCUUCUUCGUGCCGAUCUACGCCUUCGACUCGUGGCUCAGUCUGCUGUUCUUCACUAACGAGGAGUAUUACGUUUACUUCGACACCGUCCGCGACUGCUAUGAAGCGUUUGUCAUCUAUAACUUCUUGAGUUUGUGUUACGAGUAUCUGGGUGGCGAGAGCGCCAUCAUGGCCGAGAUCAGAGGAAAACCCAUCCAGUCCAGCUGUGUUUACGGCACUUGUUGUCUGUGGGGCAGAACGUACUCCAUCGGCUUUCUGCGCUUCUGCAAACAGGCGACGCUGCAGUUCUGUGUGGUGAAGCCGCUGAUGGCCAUGAUCACCGUCAUCCUGCAGGCCUUCGGGAAAUACAGAGACGGAGACUUCAACGCGGCCAGCGGUUAUUUAUACGUGACCAUCAUCUAUAACGUCUCGGUCAGUCUCUCGCUCUACGCUCUCUUCCUCUUCUACUUCGCCACUCGUGAUCUGCUGGAGCCGUACGGCCCCAUGCUGAAGUUCCUCAUGGUCAAAUCCGUCAUCUUCCUCUCCUUCUGGCAGGGGAUGCUGCUGGCGAUUCUGGAGAAAUGUGGCGCGUUUCCUCGCAUAAACUCUCCUGAUGUCAGCGUGGGGGAGGGGACUGUUGCCGCCGGUUACCAGAACUUCAUCAUCUGCAUCGAGAUGUUUUUCGCCGCUCUGGCGCUCAGACACGCGUUCACGUACAAGGUCUACAUGGACAAGACACUCGACAUUCAGGGUUGUGUUCCUGUCUAUGGCCAGUACGGUCGUUGCGCUCCCAUGAGCAUCUCCAGCAGUCUGAAGGAGACGAUGAAUCCAGGCGAUAUGCUGCAGGACGCCAUCCAUAACUUCUCUCCGGCGUAUCAGCAGUACACACAACAGAGCCGCUCUGAACCGCUGAGCCGCUCCAACAGCUGCAGCAACGAGAAAACACUGCUGCUCAGCUCCGACGACGAGUUCUGAUGCGCUCGCGUUCACUUACAAACACCAGUGAGACGAUGAUCAUGAUGCCUACAUAGUCAGCAUGUUUAGGCAGCAUCGGUGCUUCCAGUAUGCUACCUUUCAGUACUUCGUUGUGGCCAAAAGAUUAAUAGAGAAUACUUUAAUUCAGUGGUUCUCAAACCUUUCAAAUGGAGUUACCACCUUUGAUCAAAUCAAAGCACAACUCAUUCUAUUAACAGCAGUGGAAGAAUGUUCUGGCGAGGUUCUCUCAAAGUUACGAACAAACGUUCUUAAUAAAGUGUUUGCUCAAACUUAUGUUCUCAAAAUGUUAGCACAAAAGCAUUUGUUCAUCUUUCAUUGUUCACAAAACAUCGUUCAUGGAAGGUUUUUUUCCUGAAAUGAUUUAAUUGGAAGUUUGUGUAACAUUUUUUUUUUUUAAAUGUUACUACUUGUUCCGGAACAUUCAAAAGUAAUGUUCCCAUAAUGUUUAAACAAUGAUAAAACGGAAUGUUUCCCUAAGUCACAUAACCGAGAGAAAACGUUUUUAAAACUUAAAAAAAAAAAAACAUAACUUAAUGAGAACAUUAGCGAAACAUAUUCAUAAUACAGACGAUUUUGAUUAAUAUCAUAAUUCUGAUCAAUAUCAAUAACAGACAACCCAGUAGUUCCGAUAAAUCAUGACGCUAUCAGACCCCUUUUUAGGGCUCAUCCACACGAAGCCAGAGCCCUAAAAAAAGGCUAAUAGAAAAAUACAACUUUUUUUUCCUCGUUCUUCCGUAAACAGCGUCGUCUCAAGAAAUAUCUGCGUACACCGAAACCGAUUCAAAACAAUGUAGUAUACAUGCCAGACCAGUAUGUGGCGCUGUAAUUAUGCCACAGAGAUACAAAAACGGAGAAGAAGACUUGAGGCAUGUGCAUAAAUCUUGCACGCUGUAUACAAACCCAACACAACAACAACAAGAUGAACAUGGAACAAUAGACUUAUUACACUAUUUAUUAAUCUGUGUUAAUGUUAGCUAAUAAAAAUACAGUCGUUCAGUGAUUGUUCAUGUUGUUGUUGAUGUUACGUAUCAAAAUAUGCGGAUUGGCUGAACACAUGAAAUGCAAGCGUGUCAUUUUCAGAUUAAUCCACUCUGGGACCCGGUUUCAAAAAUAGCGUUUCACGCUCCCAAAACGCCGGAUCCGUCUGGACGAAACGCCGAUACGAUACAAAUUUUUACGUAUACAGCUAAACGACGGGCCCUUAGACUUGACUACAGGAGCUUGAACUUUUUCGUCAUGUUUUCAGCUGCUUUUCCGCACAUUUAAAAUCAAAUUAAAGAAUAAACAUUUGGGUAAAAUAAUCUUCCGAAAUAAAUAUAUAUCAAUUUAAAAGUGCGGUUUGAGAAUCACUGGUUUAAUAUUGUAACUGGAGCACUGUAUGUGUGUCACGUGAAGCUGCUGCCUGUGAAGAGCGUCUCAAAUCACUCACUAAUGAGGGUUUAUUAGCUGUAGUAGAUCUGAUAGCGUGAGACAGACUGGAGGAUGAUUAUGAAUCAUAAUGAUGUGCCAUAUAAACACAAACGCUCCUCUCGGCACUUUCUACAUGUAUAUUUCAGGGUAACGUUAAGAUUUAUUCACAUGAAGUAUCUAAAUUAUAAACUGCUGCAACUACAGGAGGAGCUAGCUCAUGACUGAAAUGCCUUAAACAUCUGUUACUUUGAGAACGUUACCGUAAGAAAAUAGCUGCAGAUUUGAAUGAAGCAAUUUAGUGUCUCUUCAUUUUCUUUUCACUCUUGAAUGUUUUCCUGCUGUUUUUUCUGUUUUUCUGAGUAAAUGAGACUGAAAUCUCUCCUCAAACGGAUGUAAAGAUGAGUGAAAUACAGAUGGGACACCGAUUAAACUUCACAGAUGUUUGAAAGCAGCUGUGUGAAGCUUCCUCAGAUAAUUGUCCUCUUUCGUUUGAGUGUCUUUUGUUAAUCUUUCCUUUCCAAACAAUCUAUAUUUUAUAGGCACUUUUAGCUUUACCUCUAAUUAUCAAAGUUUGUAGACAAAAAUUCGAGGUGCAUUUUGAACGUACCUGCCAAGAAAACUGAAGUAUAUUGUUUUAACAUAAUCCACUCUGCUGGUGAAGCUUCUGUUUUCACAGUUUAUAUCAUGUAUAUUAUUACACUACCAGUCAAAAGUUUUUCAACAGUAAGAUGUUUUAUAAAGACGUCUGCUCACCAAGCCUGCAUUUAUUUGAUCCAAUGUAGGCUACAGCAAAAACACUAAUAUUGUGAAAUGUUUUUACUUUUUAAAAUAACUGCUUUCUUUUAAUAUAUUUUCAAAUGUAAUUAAUUCCUGAUUUCAAAGCUGAAUUUUCAGCAUCAUUACUCCAGUCUUCAGUGUCACAUGAUCCUUCAGAAACCAUUCUAAUAUUCUGAUUUGCUGCUCAAAAAAACAUUUAUUAUUAUUAUUAUUGUUAUUAUUAUGUUGAAAACAGCUGAGCAGACUUUUUUCAGGUUUCUUUGAUAAAUAGAAAGUUCAGAAGAACAGUAUUUUUCUGAAAUAGAAAUGUGAUAGCACUUUAUCUUUUACUAUCUUUAUCAUCACUUUUGAUCAAUUUAAAGCAUAUUUGCUAAAUAAAAGUAUUAAUUUCUCCCCGCCCUCCCCC
This is a messenger RNA of Onychostoma macrolepis, 6951 nucleotides long. RefSeq names its product transmembrane protein 184B-like. Gene Ontology annotation, molecular function: transporter activity. The record is from RefSeq and is a predicted model, not a curated record. Gene Ontology annotation, biological process: transport. Bases 2931 to 4337 code for a protein of 468 amino acids. The transcript is spliced from 10 exons. NCBI's taxonomy places the organism in Eukaryota, Metazoa, Chordata, Actinopteri, Cypriniformes, Cyprinidae.